CUGUUUUCGACUAGUGAAAGAAGUCCUGUCUCUACGACAAAGGAUUGUUGUGAUGAGACAGACCACCCACUUUCUACGCCGCUGUCUGCAGUAUCGUCUGACACCCUAACUUCAUUACGAACAAAGCGAUUGCAUGAAAUGUGCGGUGUGCCGAAGGAUUCAAGAAGAAUACAGACGAUCGAACAACAACUACUACGCACGGCACUGAGGACAAAACGUGAUCAAAUGUAUGCUUGUCUGAAGAAGUGUGUUGCUAAAGAAAUAAAACAAAGGAAAAGGCUCAACGAGGAAAAGGUUCGGCUGGAGACCCCAAGAGUGGCAAGGCCUGACGUGAAAUUCGAAUCCAGCCAGAGUGAUGUAGCAAAAAUUCCGAUCAAUUCUAACGCAGGAAAAAGGAAAAUUUUCCCAAUAGUCGGAAAUCAAUUCUAA
Cooperia oncophora is the source of this 429-nucleotide messenger RNA. The record is from the annotation of a GenBank genome assembly. Lineage: Eukaryota; Metazoa; Nematoda; Chromadorea; Rhabditida; Trichostrongylidae.